AUGAUACAUAAAAUCAAAGAAGGGUGGAAAAGGACAGCGUUAGGGCUGCUUGGGGUGUCGGUUUUCUCUCUGUUGUGGAAUAUAACCGAAGCUCAGACGCGCUAUACCAUACCAGAGGAGUUAAAGGAAGGCUUUGUCGUCGGAAAUCUCGCCAAGGACCUUGGUUUUGACGUCUCAGAUAUCGCCCAUCGUAAGUUACGAAUAGCUUCUGAGUCUAGCGGACAGUAUUUUCGUGUCGAUUCAGAAAAGGGCGACCUGGUCGUGAAUGAUAGGAUUGAUCGGGAAGGCAUUUGCGCACAAAGCGGCAGCUGCCUUUUACAGCUGCAGGUUGUUAUUGAGAAUCCUUUACAGCUGCACCGAGUUGAAAUAGAAGUACAAGAUAUAAACGACAACUCGCCGAAUUUUCACACAAAAGAUGGCGUGUUAAAAAUACCAGAAUCUAUCGCUCCAGGAGCUCGGUUUCCUCUCGAAAGUGCCGAGGAUCUUGAUGUCGGUAGUAACAGCCUGAACUCUUACUCUCUGAGCAAAAACGAUUUUUUCCGUCUAAAUGUCAAAACACUUAAAGAUGGAAGGAAAGUGCCAGAGCUGAUUGUGGACAAACCUCUAGACAGAGAGAAACAGUCUAUUCACAAGCUCAUUUUAACAGCCUUAGAUGGUGGGAAUCCGGUGAAAUCCGGCACUGCUUUAGUGCAGAUUGUAGUACAAGACAUUAAUGAUAAUGAACCGAAAUUUGAAGUGACGGGGUAUAAAGCACAAGUGCAUGAAAGCGCUGUGGUUGGUUCGAGUGUAAUAAGUUUAAAAGCCACAGAUUUAGACGAAGGUUCAAAUAGUGAAGUUCAGUAUUAUUUUGGAGCUCAUACCACCGAUCCAGUGAAGCGAGCUUUCAGUGUGAACCCAGAUACAGGAGAGAUCACAGUGCUUGGAAAUUUAGAUUACGAGAUCACAAAGUCAUAUACAUUUGAUGUAUGUGCAAAGGAUAAAGGAAACCCAGCACUUGAGGGCCAUUCGUCGGUUCAAAUAGACAUAGUGGAUGAAAACGAUAAUCCUCCCGAAAUUAUUCUCACGUCUUUGCCUAGUCCUGUGCCAGAAAAUGCGACAGUCGGAACUGUAGUAGCGCUGAUUAAUGUCAGAGACUUGGACUCCGGUGAUAAUGGCAAAGUCGAGCUAAAUAUCUCUCCGGAUUUUCCUUUUAAACUUAAACCAUCUUUUGAUAAUCAUUACUCUCUGGUAACUGACUCGCUGUUAGACCGUGAAGUUAAAGCGGAAUAUAAUGUGGAAAUUAUUGCUCGUGAUUCUGGUGUGCCAUCUUUGAAAACUACAAAAUUUGUUAAUGUCAAAGUACUCGAUGUAAAUGAUAACCCACCGAUUUUUUCUCAGCAGUCUUACAGUGUGUAUGUUAAAGAAAAUAAACCAGCAGGCAACGCGUUGUUUUCCCUGGCUGCUUUUGAUAUAGACACAGAUAAAAACGCUUUAAUCACAUAUUCUAUACUGGACUCGAAAAUGAAUCACAUUCCAGCAUCGUCAUAUUUUUAUAUAAAUGCUGAGAAUGGCACCCUCUACACAAUGAGCUCCUUUGACUAUGAAAAGAUGAAAAUGUUGAGCGUUAUAGUCCAAGCGAAAGAUCACGGCUCUCCGUCUCUGAGCAGCAACGCCACGGUUCAUGUUUUUAUCGUGGACCAGAACGACAACGCCCCCGCUGUCAUUUACCCCUCCGCACUCAUGGGCUCUGUGUCUCAUCAGAGGAUGCCCCGCUCCGCUAAAGCAGGACACCUCGUUACUAAAGUCACAGCAGUGGACGCUGACUCGGGCCAUAACGCCUGGAUUUCCUAUCGGCUAGCGGAGGCCACGGACGCGUCUCUCUUCACUGUCACUUUACACACAGGAGAGGUGAGGACUAAGCGCUCUGUUGCAGAGCAGGAUGACUCCUCUCAGAGACUGCUCAUAGAGAUAAAGGACAACGGAGAACCGGUGCAGUCCACCACAGUCACUGUGGAUAUACUGAUAGAGGACGGCUUUCAUGAACCAGUCUCAGACUUUAGACACAAAAACACAGAACCUGAUAAGAAAAGUAGCAAAAUCACGUUAUAUCUCAUCAUUUCUCUCGCCUCCGUCUCACUGCUGUGUUUGGUGACAUUUUUGGUCUUAUUGGUAAAAUGUGCUCGAAGCAGUAGAGGCAGCUCGAGCUGCUGUAUCAGACGGAGCGAUUGUGAAUAUAAAAACCCCAACAGAAACCUGCAGAUCCAGCUCAACACUGACGGACCCAUUAAAUAUGUGGAGGUGCUGGGAGGAGACAUGAUGUCUCAGAGUCAGUCCUUCGGCUCCUAUCUCUCUCCAAUGUCCGAAUUCAGUGAUUUCACCCUCGUUAAGCCCAGCAGCACCACAGACUUUACAAACACUCUGAGCGUGCUCGAUGCGUCACUUCCGGACAGCACGUGGACGUUUGAGAGUCAGCAGGUGAGGAAAGAUGCGGUUUGCCUUAACGGUAUUUCAGAUAGGCUACAGUGUAAUGUAGGCUGUUAAUUGUUUUGAGUACUGUUUUAUUUAGUUAAAUUCGAGUACUUGCUUGUGGUGUAACAGCUGUAUGUGUG
Molecule: messenger RNA, 2588 nt
Organism: Pangasianodon hypophthalmus (striped catfish)
Lineage: Eukaryota; Metazoa; Chordata; Actinopteri; Siluriformes; Pangasiidae
Product: protocadherin gamma-C5-like
Exons: 1
Coding region: 1-2520 (839 amino acids)
Biological process (GO): homophilic cell-cell adhesion
Cellular component (GO): plasma membrane
Molecular function (GO): calcium ion binding
Source: RefSeq, a predicted model, not a curated record